This is a messenger RNA of Cyprinodon tularosa, 833 nucleotides long. RefSeq names its product piggyBac transposable element-derived protein 2-like. Bases 237 to 833 code for a protein of 198 amino acids. The transcript has 3 exons. The record is from RefSeq and is a predicted model, not a curated record. Lineage: Eukaryota; Metazoa; Chordata; Actinopteri; Cyprinodontiformes; Cyprinodontidae.
AAUCAGCAGGGACUAAGCUUGUUACGGUUCGCGCCAUUGCGCCGUUCGACCAAUCAGCGCGUGUCUGUGACGCGCGAAACGUCAGUGUUUUCCCGGGAGCAGGAAAUCACCACUUCGCGGCUUGAUUUCUCUAGCGUUUUCACUCGGCUCUCCAAAACUAACCAUGAUUUCAACAAACAUGUUUUAUGGAAAGAGGAAGGCGGUUGUGAUUGUUCCAGCCAACCCUGCCAUCAGCGAUGACGAAGAGGAUGAGGAAGAUGAUGUGGAGGUUCUCCAGUGAAUCCAAAAAGAAGGAACCUGUGAGCUGUCCUGCAGUCAUCAAAAGCUACAAUUCCAACAUGGGGGGGGUUGACAAGAGCGACAUGUUGGUGCACCUGUACCGCACCCCCAUGAAGUCCAAGAGGUGGUAUAUGCGUCUGUUUGCAUACACUAUUGAUCUGGCCAUCUCAAAUGCCUGGCUGAUGUACAGGCGGGACUGCAAGGAACUGAAACUGGACAGCCAGUCUCUGAAAAGCUUCCGGAUCGAGGUGUUCAAGCAUGCCUCUAACCAAAGGCUGUCUGUAGUUCGCUUAGGAAGAAGCUCUGACAGUCUGAGAGCUGCCUUUGAUGUUCCCAAGCCAGUCCGAGGACAUCGCUGCUCCAACCCCACUGAGGCUGUGCGUUUCGACCACUCCGUGUUCCACGUUCCUGUCUACACUCAUCGCCAAACAUGCAAGUACUGCAGCAGGAAAGACAACAUUGCAAGGUCCAAUGUUUUCUGCGGGGUUUGCAAGGUCCAUCUCUGCCUAAAUGCAACACGCAACUGCUUUGCUGAGUACCACAACCCUAAAUAA